AGAGCGAAGAGCCCUAAAAACAGAGCCCCCCAAGAGCCCUAAAACAGAGGCCCUGUUUUCUUUCAUGGUGGUGAUUAUAGGGUCUAGGAUCGCGGCUCCAUUGGCGUCAAUCCCGCGAUUCCCAGCAGCGCCCAGGAGCCGAUUCGCGAGCUGCAAGCCCAUGGCGCAAGAAAUUCCCACCGCGGAGGCCGCGAAGGAGGACGUCCUCAUCCAAUACGUGGUCAUUCGCAAGGAUCUCGUGGAGACGAUGAAAUGGCCGUUGGGGAGCGUGAUUUCACAGGGCUGCCAUGCCGCGGUGGCUGCCGUGUGGAUGCAUCGCGGAGAUCCAGACACGAUCGAGUACUGCUCGCCCGAGAAGAUCGACACAAUGCACAAGGUGACCCUGGAGGUGAAAGGCGAGAUCCAGCUCCUCAAUCUCUCCAAGAAGCUGGCAGAGGCAUCGAUCGAUCACAAGCUGUGGAUCGAGCAGCCAGAGAACCUUCCUACGUGCCUGGCCACAAAGCCGUGUUGGAAGUCGCGCGUUUCUUCCCAUUUCAAGAAGCUCAAGCUGUGUAGCUAGUGUUUUCAGCGCGCUUCCAUUGGCAAUGAGAACUAGGGUUUUUGGGAUAAA
Messenger RNA from Selaginella moellendorffii, 610 nucleotides. RefSeq names its product putative peptidyl-tRNA hydrolase PTRHD1. The transcript has 2 exons. NCBI's taxonomy places the organism in Eukaryota, Viridiplantae, Streptophyta, Lycopodiopsida, Selaginellales, Selaginellaceae. Bases 65 to 559 code for a protein of 164 amino acids. The record is from RefSeq and is a predicted model, not a curated record. Gene Ontology annotation, molecular function: peptidyl-tRNA hydrolase activity.